AUGUCGCUGCAGAGCCCGCCCGCGGCUGCGGCUGCCGCCGGCCUGUCUCCCGGCGCGGAGCUGGAGCGGGAACAGGGCAGCGCGGCUCCGCCGGCGGCCGAGGAGGACGGCGAGGAUGAGGAAGAAGAGGAGGAAGAAGGGGAGAAGGAGCGAGACGAGUUGCCGGCCAUCCCAGCGGCGUGCGGCGCGGCGGCCGGGGGAUUGGAAAGAGGAGCAAAAAAUCAGUUUUCUACUUUCAGCAAUUUCAUCACAACUAUCAACCAAAAGAAGGAAGGCACCGGAAACAGAAAUUCACCCACACAACUUGUUAUACCGAGCAUCAAAAAUGUGAGAGACCUACCACCUAUUUGCCUCGAUGUUAGACAAAAGCAGCGCAUCUCUAUAGAUACACUGCCCCAGGAACUCAAAGCACGGGUCCCUCCUCAACCUUCCCUUCCCAUCCGAACCAAAACUGUGAAAGACUUUCAGGAUGAUAUGGAAAAGGCAAAGUCAUCAGGAGAUUGGAAGGCCGUACAUGAGUUUUAUUCUACAACAUUUGAUUCUUUCCUGGAGAUAAAUGCUGCGUUUAAGAAAGAUGCCAAUUCUCCAUUUAAUACAACUGAAGACUCUGGAAUCAAUGCAAAAUUUGUGAAUGUUGUCUAUGAUGCCUUAUUAAAUACUCCUCAAGAUGUUCAGAAGUCAGUCCUAAAGGGAAUAAUUAAUGGUCUGCUACAAGAAUGGAAAGGACCACGGACAAAAGAUGAUCUUAGAGCAUACUGUAUACUUCUACAGAAUCCUCAAUUUAGUAACACUUCUACUUAUGUCAUCUAUGCUCACUUGCUAAGACAGAUAGCAGCCUUAACAGAAGCUGACCAUCAUUUCCUAGUGCACUGGUCUAAAAAGAUCGCACAGAGAAGAUUCAAGCAGGUAGUGGACAGAUUGCUGCAAUUUAUUUCUUUACGCCUGUUUCCUGCAAAACCUGAAGAGUUUCCACCAAUGGUGAAAUGUACCUGGUGGAUUCCAUCAGCAACCAAAGUCCUGGCUUUAUUUAAUGCUGCAAAUAGUCUGAUCAGCCCUCCUAUUAUUUCAUAUACGGAUUUCUAUAAUUCUACUCUUGAUCAUAUUGAUCUUAUGGAAGAGUAUCAUAACUGGCAAUGUUAUGGAAAUUCUCACAGGUUUUCUUUCUGUCAACACCCAUUUAUUAUCUCUAUAGCAGCGAAAAAAGUUAUUAUUCAAAGAGAUUCAGAACAACAAAUGAUAAGUAUUGCACGGCAAAGCCUUGUGGAUAAAGUCUCUCGCAGGCAGAAACCUGACAUGAAUAUGUUGUUCCUAAAUGUGAAAGUGAGGAGGACACACCUCGUUAGUGAUUCACUUGAUGAGCUAACAAGGAAGAGGGCAGAUUUGAAAAAGAAGUUGAAAGUCACAUUUGUAGGAGAAGCUGGUCUUGAUAUGGGUGGCCUGACAAAAGAAUGGUUUCUCCUCCUCAUUCGCCAGAUUUUUCACCCAGACUAUGGCAUGUUCACAUACCACAAGGACUCUCACUGCCAUUGGUUCAGCAGCUUUAAGUGUGAUAACUAUUCUGAAUUCCGACUAGUUGGAGCUCUUAUGGGCCUUGCUGUCUAUAAUAGCAUCACCUUGGAUAUUCGUUUUCCACCUUGUUGUUACAAGAAAUUGUUGAGUCCUCCUAUUGUUCCCUGUGAUCAUAACACACUUGUGGGCAUCUGUGACAUCACAUUAGAUGACCUAUUUCAGAUAAUGCCUGAAUUAGCCCAUGGACUGAGUGAACUUCUGUCCUAUGAAGGCAAUGUUGAAGAGGAUUUUUACUCUACCUUUCAGGUUUUUCAGGAAGAAUUUGGUGUUAUAAAAUCUUACAACCUAAAGCCAAAUGGAGAUAAAAUUCCUGUCACAAAUCAAAAUAGGAAAGAGUAUGUGCAACUUUAUGUUGAUUUUCUUCUGAACAAAUCAAUCUACAAACAAUUUGCAGCUUUCUAUUAUGGAUUUCAUAGCGUCUGUGCUUCGUAUGCAUUACUGCUGCUUCGUCCUGAAGAAGUUGAAAUUCUUGUCUGUGGUAGUCCUGAGCUGGAUAUGUCUGCUUUACAGCGAAGUACCCAAUAUGAGGGCUACCAGAAAACUGAUGUUACUAUACGAUACUUCUGGGAUGUUGUACUUGGAUUUUCUCUUGACCUUCAAAAAAAGUUACUGCAUUUUGCUACAGGAAGUGAUAGAGUACCUGUGGGAGGUAUGGCUGAUUUGAAUUUCAAGAUUUCGAAGAGUGAAACAUCUACUAAUUGGUUGCCUGUGGCCCAUACCUGUUUCAACCAGCUUUGUCUCCCUCCUUACAAGAACAAGAAAGAGUUGAAGCAAAAGUUGAUCAUUGGAAUUUCAAAUGCAGAAGGUUUUGGCCUAGAAUAAAACAAGAUACUUCAAAAACAGCAUUGUUAUGUAGCACUCACUCUCCUCUAAUUGUGCCUUUAAGCUUUUUGUUGUCUUGGUACUGUGCAAGUCUUAUCCAACAUACAUAUUUUUUAAUUCAGUAUUAAGUGUGUGGUUCUCUCCUUAACGGCAAUACAUUCACUGCUUGCUUUGUCACAGAAAGUAAUUUUCUUCAUACUAAAACCUAGCCUAUUUGAUAAAAGAAACUUGAUGAAGAAAAUUUCAAGUUGUAUGUUGUUUCCAUUUUUUCUUAAUGGCACUUUAUCUUUAAUUGUAAUUACUUUACAUCAUGUGUAUUCGUCUGGGAAAUAGUAUAAAGAAUAUUUCUUCAUUAGCUAGUCCCAGUGAUGGUAUGUUUUCCAUUAACAUAAAUAGUAGAAAAGAUGUAACUUACAGCAUGUAGCCAUAUUUUUUCAAAUUCAGCAAAUAGGAAUUUUAGUCUUUUUAAAAUGUAUGCAGUUUUAAUAUUCUGGUUUCCCUCUCAGUUAAACAGGCUGUGUAAGAAGCAUGUAAAUAAGUGCCUGUGAACAAAUAGAGUUUUGAUAGUUCCAUUUACUGCUAAAAAUAUUUUUUAUUAAUAAGAGGUUUUAGAUGUUCUAUAUUUGGCUUUUACAAAUCAACUGCAUCGACUGUACAGAGAAUGUUAAGAGGUCCUUUAUUCACCAUGAGGGAAUCGAGGCCAAGCUACAGGUACUGAGCAACUUUUCCAUUUCAUUCUUUGAAACUGCUGGCGACUAAUCAGAUCUACUCUAGUGUCAUAGUAAGCAAAGCCAGAUAUUUAACGUAAAUUCCACAUACACUGAAAAAUUUCAGGAACAUAACGAAAUGUGCAACACACAGAAAAGUGAUACGUAGUCUACUUGCCAAUCAUUUUGUCAGGAACUUUUAUGAAAGUGUUAAGUGAGUGAUGGAAAGAGUGAAUACAAUAACAGAAGAAUGUGGAAGAUGUCUUUAGCCUUAAGGCCAGCAUUUAAAGACAAUUUUUUUGUGGUUUUCACUUUACAGCUAUAUGAAAAUAAUUCUUGGUCUGAGUGUUCUGAAUUAGUAAGUUAGGAGCUGGAGAAGAUACUGGUUCCAAAAUGAAAGUGUAAUUGUAAGUCUAGGUUUCAUUCAUUAAAUUGAGAGAAUUUAUGAGUAUGCAGUAUAGAAACCUUUAUAAUAUGAAUAGCUACUGUGUAUUUUAUGAAUCUUUCUUUCAUUUGAACAAGGCCCAGAUCUUUCAAAAUAUUUAGGCAUCCAAUUUGUCAGUCUUCCCAGCUGACUUCUGCUGGAAGUUGGAUGCUUAAAUAGCUUGUAGUGUCUGUGCUCAAUUAUUUAUUUGUAAUAAGAGUACAUUAUUCUUCUACAAUCAACAGUUUCACAUGAUCAACAAAUUAAUCUUCCUAAUUUGUAGUUUCAGAGCUGUUGUGCAGUUUCUUCAGCAGCUAAGUGUGAAUUUUAUUUUAUUCUCCUUCCUGGAGAAGUUACUGAUGAUUUUACAGUUUUAUUGAAGGAGAGAUAAAUAGUAGAGUAUUUUAUGAUAUUUGGCACUAUUCAUUGUGCUUUACUCAAAAUUGAUAUUAAAAUUUCUAUUGACUUCAGCCUGGGGCAAAGCUAGGUUAGCACAGCGAAUUUUAAAAGCAGCAUUUCAAACUCAUGCAUUUUGCAUUAUUGCUCUCAAAUGAAGAUUUAAAAUAAAUUUGAAUUUACAGUAUUUCACGUUAAGAAAAAAAUGAGACAUUCAUUGCUGCACUGAAUGAUCAGGACAGAAAUUUGAAAUUGCUAAAAGCUGAACGUGGGUAUACAAACACCCCUUCCAUUUCCCUUCUUUAUAGAACAGGGCUUACAGAAUGUUGGUUUGUGAAUACUUAUCUAUACAGUUUAUCUGAAAAUGUGGCAAAUUAGCCAAAAUAUUUUUUUAUGGCUGAAGCCCACUUUUAAUAACUAUUUAUCUAUUAUUGUUAAAUAAAAGCUUUAUUUUAUUUUCACUGAAUUGCACUUUGCCUUGAGUUUAGUUUUAUUUAUUAAUGCUUUUUUGAUUUUACUGUGUAAUAUUACCUCAGAAUUCUAAAAAAGCUAUUGUAUUUGCAUUGGUUUUUAAAUAAGAUGGUCAUUCAAUAACAUUUUAUAUAUUUCCUGAUGUUGAUAAAUAGUAAAUUUUUGUAUUUGUUAAAUGAAAGCAUUGCACUGUAUUUAUGAAACAAGCCUCUGAUCAUUUUAAAACUUUUCUUCAAUGAUGGUUUUUUCGUUCUUUUGUCUUGCCUGUAAUCCAGCAAUUUUUUUUUUAUUCUCCAUCAUUGUUUUGUAACAUACAAAAGAAAUCUGGUUUGUAUAAACUUGUUCAUUCCUAAGUAUCUAUUUUUAUGUAUU
Molecule: messenger RNA, 4761 nt
Organism: Phasianus colchicus (ring-necked pheasant)
Lineage: Eukaryota; Metazoa; Chordata; Aves; Galliformes; Phasianidae
Gene: HECTD2
Product: HECT domain E3 ubiquitin protein ligase 2
Biological process (GO): protein polyubiquitination
Molecular function (GO): ubiquitin protein ligase activity
Source: RefSeq, a predicted model, not a curated record